AUGUCUAGAAUCGACAAGCUCUCGAUUUCGGGUGUCCGAUCUUUCAGCCCUUCUGUUCGAGAGGCUAUCCAGUUCAAUACCCCACUAACUCUCAUUGUUGGUUACAACGGCUCUGGUAAGACGACGAUUAUCGAAUGUCUGAAGUAUGCCACAACUGGAGAGCUGCCGCCCAACAGCAAGGGCGGCGCUUUCAUUCAUGACCCCAAGCUUUGCGGCGAGAAAGAGGUUAUGGCCCAAGUAAAACUACAAUUUCGAUCGAUCAACGACCGUCAGCAUGUCGCGACCCGAAGUCUGCAGCUUACUGUCAAGAAGACCACUCGAUCCCAGAAAACCUUAGACUGCUCCCUUGUUGUUGUCAACAAUGGAGAACGAACAACUACAUCGACUCGGCAGGCUCAAUUGGACGAGAUGAUACCCGAACGUCUUGGCGUUUCGCCCGCAAUUCUUGAUGCUGUGAUCUUUUGUCAUCAAGAUGAAUCCCUCUGGCCACUGAGUGAACCGGCCGCCUUGAAGAAACGUUUCGACGAAAUCUUCGAGGCUAUGAAAUACACAAAGGCCAUCGAUAAUCUUAAAGUACUUCGAAAGAAGCAAGUCGAGCAAUUGGGGAAGCUGCAGAAUGACGAAGCUCACAAUAAGGUGAAUAAAGAUCGAGGUGAUCGUGCUGAAAAGAGAAUGAAAGGCUUGCAAGCUGAAAUUGAGGGUGCCCGUGAGACUUGCGAGUCUAUCAGUGCUGAAAUGGAAGAAACUCAAGAAAAGAUUCGAAACACUCGAGAAACGGCAAACAGCCAUCUGGCGAUUGUGCAAAACCUCAACACAAAGCGCGAACAACUUGAGUAUAGAGAGGAGGCCGUCAAAGAGUUGCAGACUACCAUUGAAGAGCUUCCUGAUGACGACGACAAAUUGGAGAGCGAUCUUGCACACUACGAAGACCGUAUGCAACAUCUACAGGAUGAAGCCGACCAGAAUAAGGCCCAGUACAAUGAUUUGCAGACCGAAUUGGGACGGUCGCGAAAAGAAUUGUCUAGCAAGCUUUCGGAGCAAGGCAAGCAUCAGUCGGACAAAGACAAAUAUGAGCGCCAGUUGAAGAUCAGAAUGGAAAUGAUCCAAGAAACCGCUCAGUCUUAUGGCUUUUCGGGCUUUGAUGGAGACCUGACGGAUAGCCACGUCAAAUCAUUUAAUGAUCGCCUUCAGAAACUCCUUGGUGAGAAGAAGCGGGAUUUGGAGCGCUUGCAGAAGGAAAACUCUUCCGAACUAGACCGGGCUACCAGUGUCAUUACCGAGCUGGAGGGCCGCAAGGCUGCUCGCACACAAGAUCGCGUGUCAGCCAAACAACGAAUGAAUGCCAUCGAAAAGCGCACUGCAGUACUUCAGAACGAGUCCAGUCAGAUUGACGUCGAUGAGGGUGCCAAAGCUGUACUCGACGGUCAGAUGCAAGACCUUGAGAGUAGAUUCCAAGCAGCGCAGAAGACAUUUGACAACGCGGAUUGGGAUCGACUGAUUACGGAUGAAAACGAAAAGCUCCAUUCACUGGAGAACGAGAAUGAUAAACUUGGCCGGGAGCUUGUCGAGUGCACUCGUCUUGCAUCAGAAAGAGCACAACUUGACUACAGGAAGAAAGAACUCGGCGAUCGUAAGCGUAAGCUUGAUACUCUGACAAGUACUUGGAAGCCGAAACUGGACAAGGUUCUUGGUAGCGACUGGCAGCCAGAAACAUUGGAUUCUAAAUUUCAGACGUUGGUUAAGGAUCAACAUAAAGUUGUCGCUGAAGCCCAGAAGCGCCGCGAGCAAACGCGCCAAAAGCAACAGAAAGUAGAGUUCCGAUUGCGAACGGCCAAAGAGUCCCAUGACAAGAAAUCGAAGGAAGCGGCUGCUUGCCAAAAGCAAGUAGUAAAUGCGCUUCUCACGGUUCGCGACAACGCCAUUGUCGAGGAUUACAAGGAAGAGAUCGAGGCCGCUGAAUCACAGGUCGAAGAAUUACGCAACGAUCUUAGCCUCUUCGAUGCACUUGUCGACUACUACACCAAAUGUAAGCGUCUGCUGGAUACAAAGAAAAAAUGUUUACUUUGUGAUCGUCACUUUGAUGACGAUCAAGCUGCAAGCAUGGAACGGUUGAGCAAGAGGAUAGACAAGCAUCUUGACCCCAAGGGCAAGGUUGACACAGAAAAGGAUCUCAAGGAGAGCGUUUCAACUCUGGAGAAGCUUCGAUCGGUACGCGGUUCUUAUGACACAUACGAACGAUUGACGGCCGAACUGCCUGCACUUCGCGAAGAGUGUAAGACGGCAGAGACAGAGUUUGAGGCUUUGGAGAGACAAGUUGAAGAGCAUGCGUCUAUCGUUUCAACCGAAGAGGAGAAACAAAAAGACCUGGAGGACAUGUCCAAGACUGUUUCCAACAUCUCACAGACAGUCAAGGACAUUGCCGAGUCUGAAAACCAGGUUGACCGCAUCAUGUCUCAACAAAUAUCGGGCGGGGCAACCCGAAGUCCCGACGAGAUCCAUGAGCUCCAGGCCAGCUUAAAUGAACAGAUGAGAACUCUCAAGGCCCGCAUCUCCAAGUUGACUGCGGAUCGGCAACGUUUGAAGGAUCAGCUCAACUCUCUAGAACUAGAAAAGAGCGAGUUGAGAAAUAAGAUCAGUCGUGCAGCUGGCCAAUUGGACAAGAAGCAAGACCUCCAAAACCAGGUUCAGGCCCUGAAGGAAGAAGUCUCGCAUCAACGAGAGGUCAUUCAACGUGCUGACGAGGAGUUGGAGACUAUCGAGCCUAGCAUUUCUGAGGCAAGAUCCGCUCGUGAUGAAGUUCUACGACGUGGCCGGGCCAAGGAACAAGUUAUUGUUGAUGCCCGUGACAAUGUCGCUAACUCGGUCAAUGAAAUGAAGAUGAUGGGUGCCGAUAUCCAAGAUUACAUCGACCGCGGUGGUCCCUCUAACCUUGCGUCCAACCAAAGGGCUAUUGCCACACUCGAGAAAACAAUCGCGAGUACCGAAAAGGAGGUUUCAGAUCUCACUGUCCGCACAAACAAGCUGAAACAGGACAUUGACAAUGGAGACCGCAAGAAGAAGAACAUCAAGGACAAUCUCAACUAUCGCAAGAACCUUCGUACCAUCGAUGUUAUUCGUCAAGACAUCGCGGAACUGGAGGAUCGCAACGCCGACGAAGACUACGAGCGACUUCAAGCUGAAGCUCGCUCGCAAGAGAACCAUUACAACCGUCUCUUAGCGGAGCGGGGUUCUGUCAUGGGAACUAUGAAAACCAAGGAUGAGGAGCUUGGAAGACUCCUUCAGGAGUGGGAAAUGGACUAUAAGGACGCCAAGAGAAAGUAUCGAGAAUCCCAUAUCCGUGUGGAGACGACCAAGGCUGCUAUCGAAGAUCUAGCACAGUGUAGCUCGGCCGUUGACAAGGCCGUGAUGCAGUUUCACACGAUGAAGAUGGCCGAAGUGAAUCGUAUCGCAGGUGAACUAUGGCAGAGUACCUACCAAGGAACCGAUAUUGAUACGAUUCUUAUUCGUUCGGACAAUGAGUCAAGCACAGGCAAACGCAACUACAACUACCGACUCUGCAUGGUGAAGCAGGACACCGAGAUGGACAUGCGCGGUCGAUGUUCGGCUGGACAAAAGGUGCUCGCAUCCAUCAUCAUUCGUUUGGCGCUGGCCGAAUCGUUUGGUGUUAACUGUGGUCUCAUUGCGCUGGACGAGCCUACGACCAACCUGGAUCGCGACAACAUCAAGAGUCUGGCAGAGAGUUUACACAUGAUCAUUAAAGCCCGCCAGGCCCAGAGCAACUUCCAGCUCAUUGUCAUUACUCACGACGAGGACUUUUUGCGACACAUGAGGUGCAGCGAUUUCUGUGACAGUUUCUUCCGAGUCAAGCGUGACGAGCGACAGAACAGUGUUAUUUCGCGGGAAAGUAUAACAAAGAUAUUUUAG
Fusarium coffeatum is the source of this 3924-nucleotide messenger RNA. RefSeq lists its product as uncharacterized. The transcript has 2 exons. The coding region runs from base 1 to 3924 and encodes 1307 amino acids. Gene Ontology annotation, biological process: chromosome organization involved in meiotic cell cycle; telomere maintenance via telomerase; telomere maintenance via recombination. Gene Ontology annotation, cellular component: condensed nuclear chromosome; nucleus; Mre11 complex. Gene Ontology annotation, molecular function: G-quadruplex DNA binding; ATP hydrolysis activity; single-stranded telomeric DNA binding. NCBI's taxonomy places the organism in Eukaryota, Fungi, Ascomycota, Sordariomycetes, Hypocreales, Nectriaceae. The record is from RefSeq and is a predicted model, not a curated record.